UGAAGCCAAAUAUUUGUGUGUAUCUUCUUCUGUAUCAAAGUCCCAAAAAUACACCAUGUCGAAUUUGAGUCUCCUCAAGUUUCAGUAUAGUUUCACAAGUAAGCCCACUUCUCCACGCAAAAAUAUACAGCAGAAGAACAGCUUCAAGUCAAGACAGACAUCAUCGAGUACAGGAUUGAGUUUCCAGCCAAAAGAAGAUGAAAUGAAAUGGGUGUUUGAGAAAUUUGACACAAACAAAGAUGGUAAUAUUUCCCUUGAAGAGUACAAGGCAGCUGUGAGGGCCUUGGAUAGGGGAAUUGGGGACUCUGAGGCAGUCAAGGCAUUUAAAGCCAUGGACUCUAACGGAGAUGGGUUAAUUGAAUUUAAAGAGUUCAUGGAAAUCUUCAAUGGAGAGAGUAGGAUAAAAGAAAAUGAGAUUAAGAGUGCUUUUCAAGUAUUCGAUUUGAACGGUGAUGGGAAAAUUAGUGCUGAGGAAUUGUCCCAAGUUCUGAAAAGGCUAGGAGAGAGUUGCAGCCUUAGCGCUUGCAAAAAAAUGGUGAAGGGGGUGGAUGGUAAUGGAGAUGGUUUUAUAGACUUGAACGAGUUUAUGAGGAUGAUGAUGAGUGGCAAGAAACUGGCAUAAGUGAUCACACAUUUCCUUGAGGAUAAUCUUGUUCAGUGUUUCUGAAGUUUGUGUCUUACUUAAAUGUUUGGUUUCUUUUAUUUUAUUUCAUGUUAUUGAGUGCUAAGUAGAUAGUUUGGUUAUAUGUAUGGUGAUUAUCAUCCUUUGUUAGUAACGGGUGUCAUGUUCUAAUACAAAUAGGGUGAAUGCUAUUUUGUCUUUGAUUUCCUGUCCUUUUGUUUUCUCACUAAGUAAUCCACUAAGUAUUAUAACUAUUUU
Molecule: messenger RNA, 880 nt
Organism: Gastrolobium bilobum
Lineage: Eukaryota; Viridiplantae; Streptophyta; Magnoliopsida; Fabales; Fabaceae
Product: calmodulin-like protein 30
Exons: 1
Coding region: 56-622 (188 amino acids)
Molecular function (GO): calcium ion binding
Source: RefSeq, a predicted model, not a curated record